AUGCUCUGGCCCUUGACGCGCAAACACGGUUUUCUUGCGCAGUUACUUUCGCCUGUCGCUCUCGGCGGCGCUUCCCGCACGAUCCUCAUGAGAUCGAGGCGCAAGAAUCAGCCCGGGGCGCGUCUCGUGCCGCCGCCGCUUCGCUCGCUGCGCUCCAUCCGCAGCGUCUCUAUUCGCGGCGUGCCCACCGCCGCACCGCCGCUGCCCAGUCUGCGGCUGCUGCUUCUCCCACCAGCGCCGCCGGCACGUGCAACGCUCGCGCUGCGUGUGACGGGAGCCGGGCGCGUCGAGUCGCGGGUCUCCACCGCUUCGCUCGUGCCGCGCUGCGACGUGCCGCUCCACGUGACGACCGUCGAGCGGUCGACGCUCAACCCGACGUGGGAGAUCGACACAGACCGGCUGCCACCGUCCGUCCUGGCGCUGCGUGCGGUGCGGCUCGUGCUUGAGGCGGUCGGGCUCGAUGGCGUGCCCUGUGCGACGCUGAUGUCGAUGGAGCUGAGCCUCGCCGCGCUUGUGCACGUGACGGCAGACGCCGACGCGGCAGCCGGCGGCGGCAACGGCAGCAGAAGCGGAGGCGGCAACAGCACCUCGGCGGCGGCACUCAGUUCGCUCGCCCUGCUUCCGCCGUGCACGGUGGUCGUCGAGCUCGAGUCGGGCUGCGGCCUGCGCCGCCUCUUCACCACCGCCGACGCCGUCAAACCAAUGCUGUCGGCGGGCAUGCUGGAGCCUGUGCUCCCUCACGCGUGGCCGGCGGGGGACUCUGCCCAAGAGAGCCCGGCUGGCGCGGCGAGCGACCCCGCUGCCCCGGGCGGCGGUGUCGAUCAGGCCUGGCUCGAGCGGCUCGAGCGGUGGGCGGCGGCCGCGCUUCCCGCGGCGGCGGCGGCGGCGGAGGCGGAGGCGGACAACGCCCUGGCGGCCGAGCGGCUGCGUGAUGCGCUGCAGGGCCGCGCUCAGCGCGGUGCGAGGGGGGCCGAGGCUCGGCGGCGCCAGGCGGCGCUCGCCGCGCUCCGCGACGAGGUGGGGCGCGAGGAGCGGGAGUGCGAGCGGCAGCGCGCUGCUGUCGCGGCGGCGGCGGCGGAGGUGGAGGCGGGCGCAGCCGAACUGGUCGGGCUGGCCGCGCGUGCAGCUGCGUCUGACGCGGCGUUGGCGGUUGGCCCGUCCAGCUCCGCCGCUCCGCUCUGCGCCCGCCGCGCCGCGAUGCUGCGCGAGGUGCUGCUGUCGCUCGGCAAGCUGCUCCCCGUCUUCCCGUCCGGCGCGCCCGCCGCGAGAGCAGGGCCUGCCGCCGCCCGGCUGCCCGUGCCGCUGCCGACCUCCCCUUCCCUUUGCGGGCUGCGCCUCGGCGGCGGCGGCGGCGGAGGCAGGCCGCCGCCCGACGACGAGGAGGCGAGCGCGGCGUUGGGGUUGGCGGCGCUGCUGGUCCGCAGCAUGGCGUCGAUCGGCGAGGUCCGCCUCUCCUGCACGCUGCACUUGCGCAGCUCGCGCUCCGCCGUGGGCGUGCAGCCGCCCGAUGCCGACGCCUCUCCUGGCCGCGGGGCGCCGAAGCUGCUGCCUCUCUUCGGCCGCGGCGCCGACGCAGCCGCGGGCGCAAAGCUGCUGCUCACCGCGGCGGAGCAGCUGUUGCCGCAGCUCGAGGCGCAGCUGGACCCGGCGCCGCCCACCGCAGAGAGCGGCACGCCGACAUCCCGCGCAGGUGUGCCGGUCGCCGCCGCGCCGCGCAGCUCCCUUUCGGCCGGCGGCAUGCUGCUAGAUUUGCUCGCCGCCUUUUUCGCCCGCGUCGCCAGUUCAGAGGGAAAGGCCGCGACGCCUCCAAAGACGCCGACAUCCACCGCCCCUGAGGCAGGCUCGCCAGCGCCGUCGUCUAAGGCAACCAUAACCACACAUCCGCUGCCACUGGCUCCGCCGCCGCCGCCGCCGAACCCGCCGAACCCGCCGAACCCGCCGAACCCGCCGAACCCGCCGCCGCCGCCGAACCCGCAGCUGCCACAGGCUCGCUCGCGGCUCGCGCGCACGAGCACCCUGCGGGCCUGCGACGGCAAGUUUGCCGACUGCGCCAAGUACGUGCCGCUACCCGCGACCGCCUCCGACGCUACCGGCCCGUCUCAGCCCGCCUCGCCACCUUCGAGCCGGCCUGUUCGCUCCAAGACGAGCCCGGGCGGCUCGCAGCACCGCGGAGCUCCGGUUUCCCUCGCCGCCGAGCCGGCUUACGCGCCCGUGGAGGAGAUGCGCGACAGGACCGACCAACGCUACGACCUCAAGCGGCGGCGGACGUCGGAAGAGGCGGCGGACGGCCGCCUGAUGGAGCUGCUCGUCCUCGCCUCCGCCUCCGCGUCGCCGGACGCGCCGCUGUCGCUGCAGCUGGAGAGGUGGCUGGCAGUCUGGGCCAAGCCGCCGUUGCGUGUGCGCUAG
Messenger RNA from Emiliania huxleyi CCMP1516, 2406 nucleotides. RefSeq lists its product as hypothetical. The coding region runs from base 1 to 2406 and encodes 801 amino acids. NCBI's taxonomy places the organism in Eukaryota, Haptophyta, Isochrysidales, Noelaerhabdaceae. The transcript has 5 exons. The record is from RefSeq and is a predicted model, not a curated record.